CGUCCUGUCCUGCCUCUGGCUGGCCAAGAGAAACGCUGCGGGGCGAAGGGAAACGAAGGGGUUAAGGCGAUGAGCUUGAGAAAGCCCAGAAGCCAGAGAAGCGACCACCCCACGGCGAGCGGCCGGGCUCAGCAAACCCCUCCCCUCCGCCACCGGGGCGGCAGCCGCGCGCUCCCGCCCCCUGCCCCUCGCUUACAAGACCUAAUGAGCUCCCCCGCGAGGCGGAGCCGCGGGCCCGGCCGGCGUGCGGAGGCUGCGACGCGCGCGCCCCUCCCGGGCUGGGUUGCGGGCGGGAGCCGGCCGGCCGCGCAGGGGCCGCGCUGCAGGCCGCCGGGGAGUCGCGGCGAUGGCGGUGCAGGCGGCGCUCCUCAGCACGCACGCCUUCGUCCCCUUCGGCUUCGGGGGCUCCCCGGACGGGCUGGGGGGCGCCUUCGGAGCCCUGGACAAGGGCUGCUGUUUCGAAGACGAUGAGACCGGGACACCGGCGGGCGCGCUGCUGGCGGGCGCCGACGGCGGGGACGUGCGCGAGGCCACCCGCGACCUGCUGAGCUUCAUCGACUCGGCGUCCAGUAACAUCAAGCUGGCCCUGGACAAGCCGGGCAAGUCGAAGCGGAAGGUGAACCACCGCAAGUACUUGCAGAAGCAGAUCAAGCGCUGCAGCGGCCUCAUGGGCGCCGUGUCCCCGGGCCCGCCCUCCCCGGGCGCCGCCGACACGCCCGCCAAGCGGCCGCCCGCCGCCGCCGGCGGCGCCCAGACGGUCGCGGCCCCAGCCCACGGCAAGGCCGCCCCUCGGCGGGAGGCGUCGCAGGCGGCGGCGGCCGCCAGCCUGCAGAGCCGGAGCCUGGCCGCGCUCUUCGACUCGCUGCGCCACGUUCCCGGGGCCGCCCAGCCGGCCGGGGGUGCGGCGGCGGUAGCCGCGGCCGGGCCCGGAGGGGCGGGCGCUGGGGCGGGAGGGGACGCGGCCGCUCCCGCGGCGGGUGCGGCGGCCCCCAGCUCCAGGAAAGUCCCGCUGCGGGCCCGCAACCUGCCCCCGUCCUUCUUCACCGAGCCUUCCCGGGCGGGCGGCGGCGGCGGCUGCAGCCCGUCGGGGCCCGGCCUGAGCCUGGGCGAGCUGGAGAAGGGCGCGGAGGCCGUGGAGUUCUUCGAGCUGCUGGGGCCCGACUACGACGCCGGCGCCGAGGCGGGAGUCCUGCUCGCCGCGGAGCCUCUCGAUGUGUUCCCCACCGGCGCCGCCGUCCUGCGGGGACCCCCGGAGCUGGAGCCCGGUCUCUUUGAGCCGCCGCCCGCGAUGGUGGGGAGCCCACUGUACCCCGAGCCCUGGAGCGCCCCGGCCUGCCCCCCGACCAAGAAGCCGUCCCUGGCUGCGCCUCGCGGCGGCUUGACCUUGAACGAGUCCUUGCGCGCCCUGUACCCCGCCGCCGCGGACUCUCCAGGUGGGGAGGACGGGCCUGGCCUUUUGGCCUCCUUCGCCCCCUUCUUCUCGGACUGCGCCCUACCCCCGCCGCCGCCGCACCAGGUGUCCUAUGACUACAGCGCGGGCUACAGCCGCACGCCUUUCCCCGGCCUGUGGAGACCCGACGGGCUUUGGGAAGGGGGCCCCGGGGAGGAGGGCGCGCCCCGAGACUGACUGCCAGCUCCCCUUCCCUCACGGCGGUGCUGAGGGCAGCGCCCGCACCGGCUCUCCCCCAACUAAGCCCAAAAACGAUGGGAAAGUGCGCAUGGAGCUGAAACGGGAGUUCUAAAACAAAUCAAUUAAUAAAAGAAACUUAAAAAACAGAGACGAGGAAGAGUUGGGGGUCGUUUUACUCACAGCCUCAAGUGUCAAAAACAGACAGCAAACCCCUGACAUGUUCCUAUCAGACCAAAUGAGCCGAGAAACAGAGACGGGCUUUGGAGAGUUGGGGUGGGGAUGGAGCGACGGGAAAGAGGUGGCUUCUUUGCCACCUGUCCCUUCUCCAACUUUUCAGCAAAAGGUCAGUGUGUUUAGCAUAAUUGCCCCUUCCAAACAGUGCCCUGGUCCCUCCCCUCCCUUCCCUGCCCUCUGAGUGCAUUGUGAAUUAAAGCCUGUAUUGAAAAUAA
This is a messenger RNA of Manis javanica (Malayan pangolin), 2079 nucleotides long. NCBI's taxonomy places the organism in Eukaryota, Metazoa, Chordata, Mammalia, Pholidota, Manidae. The record is from RefSeq and is a predicted model, not a curated record.